Batrachochytrium dendrobatidis JAM81 is the source of this 2768-nucleotide messenger RNA. RefSeq lists its product as uncharacterized. The record is from RefSeq and is a predicted model, not a curated record. Gene Ontology annotation, molecular function: double-stranded DNA binding; telomeric repeat DNA binding. Gene Ontology annotation, cellular component: Ku70:Ku80 complex. Gene Ontology annotation, biological process: telomere maintenance; double-strand break repair via nonhomologous end joining. The transcript has 10 exons. Lineage: Eukaryota; Fungi; Chytridiomycota; Chytridiomycetes; Rhizophydiales. The coding region runs from base 108 to 2630 and encodes 840 amino acids.
CAAGCCAUUAAUCUAGUGAUGUAUGGAAUAGAAAGUGCGAUGGAUUGAAUCCAUACUCUUUGUCACCAGUCGUAAUCUAGUCAAUUCAACAUCAGAUAUUAAAGAAUAUGCCUUCAAAAACUGCUACAGUGUUUGUUAUUGAUGUGCGGAUGGAGAUGUCAGCGGAUUGCCUCUCCAGCAAUGCUAGUAAUAAACCCUUAACUUGCAGAGAGGUUGCAUGCCAAUUGGUUGCUAGACAGCUUCAAGAUCUUAUCAUCAAUGGUCGUAAAGGCGACGUUGUUUCACUUAUUAUUGUUGGGUCCGAAUCAGCCGACAAUCCUUUGGCUGUUGAUGAUCAGUACCAGCAUGUUUCUAUCUACAACUAUUGUCAUGAACAACUGUUUUGUAUGGCUUCGGUUGAUAUGUUCAAGUUUGUGAGCAAUGGAUGUGUAGUUGGUGGUGAUUAUGGAGAUGUGAUGGAUGGCAUUAUUGUUGGAAUGCAUGUUCUCGAGCUUCACUGCAAACAACUCCAAUUUGAUCGCCGUAUGUUUGUGUGUGCUCAUGCAGGAGGCAGUUUGGAAUCUGAUGGAUAUGAGCAAGUGCUUCACACAGCGACAGUAAUGAAUUUAGACUUUAUUAUGGUCGGAUUCAACUUUCCUGAUCCAGUCAGCAUUUCCAAUCCACAUCUUGCCAAUGCUACGUUUUGGAGAAACUUUACCUGUCAGAUUCCUUCGUGUACUCGCAGCCAACCCAAUCGUGUCUUGGAUCCUGAAGAAGCAUCGGUUGUAUUGGACCAACUUAGACAUCAUCUUACUUUAUCCGCGCCUGUCUACUGUGGCGAUUUGACAUUCGGUACCAAAGAAGAUCUAGUCAUUCCUGUUACUUGCUACUUGAAAACUAGUGGUGUCAAGAUUCCUACAUCAAAAAAGUUUUCCAUGUUGGCUGAAGAAAUUGACUCGGAGCUACGGGCUCAAUAUGGGAUGGACUACGGCGCGGUCAAAUUAACUAAAACGUACAAGUAUGUGGAUGGAAAUGACAAAGAUUCUGACGAUGCAUCUGAAAGCGAUUCUGUAGACGCAUCACAUAUCCAUCCAGAGAAUGUCAUCAGGGCAUAUCGCUAUGGCAAAGCAGUUAUUCCUUUUUCGAUUCAAGACGAGGAAGCUGCACAACUUCUUACCAAAAAAUCCAUAAAAAUCAUUGGGUUUAUAAAAUCAGAUGCAAUUCCAAGACAUUAUUACAUUUCAGGAACUAUGGCUAUUGUCCCAAAUAAAGAUGUGCGAGGCACAGACAUCCAGUUUACUGCACUGCUUCAAGCCAUGACCAAAGCCAAUAUAGUGGCUAUUGCCAGAUAUUGUCGAAUAAAUAACGCCAAACCAAAGUUUGGAGUAUUGAUCUCGACAAAAAAGGGAUACGGCCUAUUCAUUCAGAUUCCGUAUGCAGAUGAUUUUAGAUUUGUAGUAGCUCCGCCCAUUGAUGAUCUGACUUUGGCUACACUGCCCAAAACUAUACAAUCUAUUUCAACCGAAAGCAAAACGGAUAUGCUUGUUUCGAUUGAGACCGAGGAGCAGCACAAUAAAGAAAAGGAUGACUCGUCCACCACUAUUUCUCAUCAUGAUAUAAGCGACACAUCAUCCACGGGCCAGAUUCGCUAUGCACAGGAGCAUGCUCGAUACAGGGAAAAAUUUCUUGCAAGAAAGGUUUCUCCACAACAAGCGUUUGAUGCUGUGGAUUCAUUGAUUGACGCAAUGGAUAUUUCAGUCAAAUCAGCAGGGACUUCGUUUAACCCAAAGCAUGUCAGUAAUCCAUUAUACCAGCGUCUGUGCGAUUGUAUCGCGUAUCGGGCAAUACAUCCCAACUCGACCGAUAUUUUGCCCGUGAAUCCGACGAUUAAGAGAAACAUGGAACCACGUCAGGAACUUGUAGAAAAGGCAAUGCCAGCAAUCGACCAGCUUCGUCAAGCAUUUACCAUUAAAAAAGUUGUUGACGUGGAAAAGCCAAAGAAAUCCAAGCAUGUGUGGGCAGAUCUUGCACGAGAAAUGGUCAAGAGUGAAAAUGCUGAGCCUACUGUAAGAGAUCAUCCAGCUGAUGAUACAGUUGCAUCAGAAAGUACAAAGGCAAGCAGCUAUAUUGGCCAGCCAUUGAGCUUAUCUACUCAUCCUGCCACAGUAAAGCAUAUUACCCAACGAGCUGUCGACACGAUUUCGACUUUAGAUCCUGUCAGUGAAUUUCAAUCAAUGGUAUCUCGUAGUGAUGGAAAUUAUGUUGAACAAGCCAUGACGCAAAUGUGUCACAUCGUAAAAACUCUGAUUGCAGAAUCUAUAGGACAGGCGUUUUAUGCCAAAGCAUUUGCAGCACUGAAAGCACUUCGUGUUGAGUGUGUUCGCCAUUCCAAUCCAUCAGUAUACAACGCUCUGAUGCGUGAUCUAAAAACAGAAGUGCAGUCAGGAUUACUUUCUCGUGACCAUGGUCUAGUAUGGAAACUUAUAGUUGAUCAAGGAGAGUCGUUGAUUACCCAGACAGAGUCAUGUGUCAGUUUGGUUUCUCACCGUGAAGCUGUAGAGUUUCUACAAUACCCAGCACAACAGCCAGCGCUUGUUUCCCGCUCUGCUCGAGAAAGCAAUACUGAGGAUUUGUUUGCUCAAAUGGACUAAAUUGUUCAUAAAACCUAGCAUAUACACGCUGAUUUUUACUAACGCAGGAUAACAAUCCUGAUAUGCCGUAGCAGAACUCUUGAAACACACAGAAUUUGAAAUAGUAAUAAAGCAUAAUAUAUAGCUUCUGAUCUACAG